Messenger RNA from Penicillium verhagenii, 1026 nucleotides. RefSeq lists its product as uncharacterized. Lineage: Eukaryota; Fungi; Ascomycota; Eurotiomycetes; Eurotiales; Aspergillaceae. The record is from RefSeq and is a predicted model, not a curated record. The transcript has 4 exons. The coding region runs from base 1 to 1026 and encodes 341 amino acids.
AUGUCCGAAGAUCGUGGACGGUCUGCCAUACUAGGCAUGUACAUUGUUACGGCAUUGUCGACAGUAGUGGUCCUGAUUCGUCUUUAUGCCCGCGGAAUUCUCAUCCGAGAACUGGGAUGGGAUGAUUAUAUUAUCGUGUUUGGGCAGCUGUUCGCCUGGGUCGACAUGGCUCUAUCGAUACAGGUCGUGAAUUACGGCGGCGGCGAGCAUCUUUUGGCUCUGAUCAGUGAUCCCGAAAAGAUGGUCAAAAUGUAUAAAUGGCUUGUUGCAGCCCAGAUGAUUUACUUUGCCGCCCUAUGGAUGUGUCGAGUAUCUGGUUUAGCAUUCUAUGCGCGCUUGAACCCCAUGCCCCGCUUCAAAUUAUACAACCGUUUGGCAUUUGCUUUCGUGACUGCUGUUUGGGUAUCCCAGACCCUUAUCAUUGCGCUUCAGUGCAUUCCACUCCAGGCUUUAUGGGAUUCAAGCAUCACUGGUAAAUGCUUGACCUCAACACAAGUCUUUCUUUCAACCUCCGUCAUGACAAUCAUCUGCGACUCUCUUAUUUUAAUAUUGCCGGUGAACAUCGUCUUGAAGCUACAAGUCAACUUUGCGCGAAAGGCUACCCUUUUAUUCGUUUUCUGUUUCGGCAUCUUUGCAAUUGUUACGUCCAUCCUCCGCAUGGUCUCGAUGAUCGUCGCCCUUGAUCACCCGUCUGAUGUCACCUGGUACUUCUCCGUCGUCAUGGCCUGGAGUACCUCGGAAAUAUCCGCUAUCAUAAUUGCCUUGUCUUUGCCUUCGUUGAGAGGCCUAUUCAGUAUUUUGCGAAUGAAGACGCGCACCACUGACCAGAGCAAAACCAAUGACACCGGUUCUAUUGGCCUCACAGCUAUUCCACAGUCCAAAAACCGGAUCUUCGACGGUUCGAGUCAUCAAAAUACCGUUGAAAUUGAUACAAAGAGGGGUUCGAGUCAAGAGGCUCUUUGUUGGGAUAAUAAUGAUCCCCAUCAUAUUCGAGUCAUGGAUUCAGUACAUGUGGAUUGUGAAUAA